This is a messenger RNA of Osmerus eperlanus (European smelt), 1781 nucleotides long. RefSeq names its product transmembrane protein 237B-like. The transcript is spliced from 14 exons. Gene Ontology annotation, biological process: cilium assembly. The coding region runs from base 393 to 1616 and encodes 407 amino acids. NCBI's taxonomy places the organism in Eukaryota, Metazoa, Chordata, Actinopteri, Osmeriformes, Osmeridae. The record is from RefSeq and is a predicted model, not a curated record. Gene Ontology annotation, cellular component: ciliary transition zone.
GACUGUUUAGAGAGGAAUAAACUGCCUUUUGCACUGUGUCUAAGUGUCAGACAGUAACAUAUAUAUGUAUGGGAGAUUAAACAUUUGCAUAAAGGAAUAGCCAUGACCCAUGUCAAUUUGAAAACGUGUUUGAUAUUUCGUUGCCGUUGGAAAUUAAUCGGGGGACGUAAUAUCAGGACUUUUAUUUCGAAGACCUCACUUACAGGAAGUAACUGUGUUACGCUACCACCAAAACAGCGGUAGCAACGUGCAAGGUUGGGUAAACAACCGCGUGGCAACCAGUAUGUAGAAGUUACAAGCAGCAAGCAGCAAGCUACUACUACAUCAAUCUAUCAAUCUAUUCAUUAUUUUGAUAGCCAACCACCACGUUGUGCCAUCGUUCUAUUUUAGAUAUGGAGACCGGAGAUUCUAAGGCACAGAGCACGCGACGAAGGGAUUUACCGCCUAUCCCACAGCGUGGACAGCAUACCUUGCCUCCUAUGCCAAGCCAAGAUGCCGGUGAUGAGGUGCCGGUACCUAAGAAUAAGAAGAAGAAGGUGAAACGAGGAGUGGACAGUGUGGAUGACCCAGAGGCCGACCCUGGGAUGGAGAUGGGGGGUGUAAACAGUCGCAGAGCGUCGCAGGCCAGUAAGCCCGUGACCCCUGACCCUGAGGGCGCACCUCAAAAGAGGAGGAGGAAGAAGAAAGCCGCCACUAUAGAUCUGGAGGACGAUCAGGCCGACCUGGUCAACGGGGGCAGUGCUGAUCAGAACACGGACGGGGAGGAAGUCGUCAAGAAACCAAAAAAGAAGAAGAAGCCCAAGGGGAUCGAGCCUCAGUAUACAGAGGAUUUGGACGUCGAGGAGGAUGACAUCAUCAGCGAUGGCCAGCCGUCCAUCCCCCACCAUUCCCUGUUCUCCGCCCCUCUGGGUCAGAGCCAGCCGGUGGGGAAGAUGUUUGUGGAGAGGACCAAGCGGUUUCAGCCAGCUGACCACUCCGAGCGACAGAAGACCAGCGAUCAGACCGACAACCACUACAUGGAGAUACAGCCCAUGUGGACCACCAGGGACGUCUCCCUCAAGGUGCACUCUGGAUUCAGGGUUCUUGGUCUGUUCUGCAACGGGUUCCUGGCAGGCUACGCAGUGUGGAACAUCAUCAUCGUGUACGUUCUGGCCGGGCGGCAGCUGACAGCCCUGCCUAACCUGCUGCUGCAGUACCACACCCUGGCAUAUCCCACCCAGUCCCUUCUGUUCCUGCUGCUGGCCAUCAGCACUGUGUCUGCCUUCGACAGGGUCAACCUGGCAAACGGCCCCACGGCUAUCAAAGAGUUUGUUACUCUGGACCCGGUUGCUUUAGCCUCAUUCUUGUAUUUCUCUGCUCUUGUCCUCUCUCUCAGCCAGCAGAUGACCAGUGAUCGCAUCAACCUUUACUCAACUUAUAAUCAAACACUAUGGCCCCCUGGGUCCGAGCAGCAGGUCCUACACCCCUGGGUGAUCGUCAACCUGGUGGUGGCCCUGCUGGUGGGGCUGGCCUGGAUCUUCAUCUCCACACGCCCCGAGAUGGACUACACUGAAAGUUUCCUGAUGGCAAUGAAGAUAGACCCAGAGAAACCUGAGGAGAAACCACAGAUGGCUUAAAUAGUUAUUGUUUUUGUAUUGCACAUAUUCUUUUAUACUGUAUUUUUGUUAGACAAUGUGAUUGAAUGUGAAGUUGAUUUUGUAUGAUAAAUGGAAGACGUACCAUGGGAAUUUCUUCUGAAAAGAUUUUCUUCUAUAAAACGUUUUUUUGUCCAGUUAUGUAAU